AUGUCGACUUUUAAUCCUUCCAAGAUUCUCGUCUUUGGCGCGACGGGUAACAUUGGCCUGUUCAUCGUCGAAGCCUUGCUGGACGCCAGCCCCUCAUUCGGUCAAAUCACCAUCUUCACGUCACCCGCCACGGUCCAAAAGAAGGCGUCUUUGCUCGACGGCUGGAAAAAGAAGGGCGCCAAGAUCAUCAGCGGCGAUGUCGACAACAACGAACAGAUCAAGGCCGCCUACCAGGAUGCCGACACCGUCAUCUCGGCGCUGGGCAGAAAUGUCAUUGAGAAGCAGAUCGACCUGAUCAAGCUGGCCGAGGAGACCGACUCUGUCAAGUGGUUUUUCCCUUCCGAGUACGGCACGGACAUUGAGUACAGCCCUAAGAGCGCUCAUGAAAAGCCUCAUCAGGCCAAGCUCAAAGUGCGCAAGUACAUCCGCGAGAACAUCCAGCGACUCAAAUACACGUACCUGGUGACUGGUCCGUACGUUGACAUGUUCUUGACGCUCCCCGCCCUCGCGCAGGAAGCGGGCGGUUUUGAUACGGCAAACCGAAAGGCUGUCUUGGUCGAAGACGGCGAGGGCAAGGUCGGAUUGAUCACUAUGAAGGAUGUCGGCAAGACUCUGGUCGCCUCGCUGCGUCACCCCGAGGCAUCCUUCAACCAGGCCCUCAAGGUGCAGUCCUUCGUGGCGACCGGCAAGGACAUCUUGGCCGAGUAUGAGAAGCAGACAGGCGCCAAGUGGGAAGUGACUUACUCGCCGCUGCAAAAACUCAGGGAGGCCGAAGAAAAGGCAUGGGCCGACGGCGUGCCUUACGCUACCAUCUUCACUCUGCGACGCAUUUGGGCCGAGGGCGGCACAUUAUACGAGAAGACGGACAACGAGAGAAUCGGACUUGGUCCUAGCGAUGUUGAUAGUCUGGAGGUGGCCGUGAAGCGAUCAUUGGGCAAGACCCAAUAG
Molecule: messenger RNA, 948 nt
Organism: Colletotrichum spaethianum
Lineage: Eukaryota; Fungi; Ascomycota; Sordariomycetes; Glomerellales; Glomerellaceae
Product: isoflavone reductase PCBER
Exons: 2
Coding region: 1-948 (315 amino acids)
Molecular function (GO): oxidoreductase activity
Source: RefSeq, a predicted model, not a curated record